Molecule: messenger RNA, 1829 nt
Organism: Petromyzon marinus (sea lamprey)
Lineage: Eukaryota; Metazoa; Chordata; Hyperoartia; Petromyzontiformes; Petromyzontidae
Source: RefSeq, a predicted model, not a curated record
AUGGGGAAGCUGCGGAGUGUAAAGACGGCUUCCAUCUCUCAGGACUUCAGCCCCGCGGGGGCCGCCUCCUCCCCGCUGCCCCCAGCCCCGCCCCCCGCGCGCGAGCGCUGGAGUCGCCGCGCCGAGUUCACCCUCGCGUGCACCGGCUACGCCGUGGGGCUGGGCAACGUCUGGAGGUUCCCCUACCUCUGUUACCGCAGCGGGGGAGGCGCCUUCCUGCUGCCCUACCUCGUGAUGCUCGCCCUGUGCGGCAUUCCGCUGCUGCUCAUGGAGAUGUCCGUGGGCCAAUACACGGGGCUGGGACCCGUCAGGGCCCUGGCUGCCAUCUGCCCCCUCUUCAAAGGCGUGGGCCUAGCCACGGUGGCCAUCUCCUUCCUGCUCUGCAGCUACUACAACGUCAUCAUCACGUGGGCUCUCUUCUACCUCGUCAACUCCUGCCAGGAGCCGCUGCCCUGGCUGAGCUGCAACAACUCCUGGAACGAGGUGGACUCCUGCUCGGACGGAGUGGCUCGCCCCAACUCCACCCUCCAGUCCUCCAGUCAGCAGUACUACAGCAAGCGAGUGCUGUCCAUGAGUGGCGGCCUGGAGCAAGGCGGCGCCCUCCGCUGGGAGCUGUUCGGGCUCCUGAUCCUCGCCUGGGUUCUCGUCUACCUCUGCAUCUUCAAGGGGGUCAAGUCCACGGGCAAGGUGGUGUACUUCACGGCCACCUUCCCCUACGUCAUCCUCCUGGCCCUGCUCAUCAACAACGCCAUGUUGCCGGGAGCCAUGGACGGAAUCCUCUACUACAUGAGCCCUCAGUGGGACCAACUACUCAACACGCAGGUGUGGGUCAAUGCUGCCGCUCAGAUCUUCAACUCCAUUGGGAUUGGGUUCGGCUCCCUCAUAUCCAUGUCCAGCUACAACGCCUUCGACAACAACAUCAUCCAGGACACGCUCUUCGUCUCAAUCAUCAACUCGGCCACCAGCAUCUUCGCCGGAUUCGUCGUCUUCUCGGCCAUCGGUUUCAUGUCUCACACGCACGGCGUGCCCGUACAGGACAUCGCUACGGACGGACCUGGCCUGGUGUUCGUGGUCUACCCCGAGGUGUUCUCCACCCUGCCCGUGCCCCCCCUCUGGGCUGUGCUCUUCUUCUUCAUGCUGCUCUGCCUGGGCCUGGACAGCCAGUUCGCCAUGGUGGAGGUGAUGGUGACCACGCUGAUGGACAGCUAUGGAGCGACGCUGCUUCGGCUGCUGCGCAGGAGGGAGGUGGUGGUGGCGGCGGUGUGCGGCCUCGCCCUGCUGCUGGGCCUGCCCAACAUCACGCAGGGAGGCAUCUACUUCUUCCAGCUGAUGGACCACUACACAGCCAUCAUCUCCCUCACCUUCCUCGCCUGCUUUGAGGUGGUGGCAGUCUGCUUGGUGUACGGGAGUUCCAGGCUCAGCAGCAACAUUGAGGAAAUGCUGGGCAGGAAGCCGAACAUCUUCUUCAGGCUCUGCUGGAUGGUCGCCUCUCCCUGCCUCGUUACCGCCAUCCUGGUAUUCAGCGUGCUGCAGUACGAGCCGGUGCGCUACGGGGACUACGUCUACCCAGCCUGGGCCGAGGGCCUCGGCUGGGUCGUGUCGCUCCUCUCCAUCGGCUGGAUCCCUCUGGGCAUGGCUCACACCCUGUACCACGCGCAGGGCACCCUGAUACAGCGCCUCAAGUGGUCCGUGACCCCCCGUGCGGUUCGCCGCUCCGACUGGGAGGCGCCGCAAUCCAAGAGGCGCCCCUCCCCAACUCCCCCUCUGGUCACGGCGCAGACGGCGUUCUAGCGAGGCUCACCGCAGGGGCCAGGCUCACCUGGUGAGGC